CUUCGACCUUAUUUGUUAUGUGAACGGUACACAAGAUCUCAGUCAUGCCCUUCCUGCCGCGGAAGCCUGAAGAGGGUCCAGUCCAGGGACCUGUGGGUGCUCACGGGCGACGACGACGUGAUCGACCCCGUGACCCUGGAGAAGGAGAAUGUGAGGCACUUCCACAGCUUCAUCGACAGCCUGCCCCUCAUCGUCCCCGACAACCUUCUGCUGGUCUACUAUGACUACCUGCAUCUGAUAGAAAUUUGCAUUUUUAACUUUAACAUAGAUGUUUAG
Molecule: messenger RNA, 276 nt
Organism: Hordeum vulgare subsp. vulgare (domesticated barley)
Lineage: Eukaryota; Viridiplantae; Streptophyta; Magnoliopsida; Poales; Poaceae
Product: E3 ubiquitin-protein ligase AIRP2-like
Exons: 2
Source: RefSeq, a predicted model, not a curated record